Prunus avium (sweet cherry) is the source of this 650-nucleotide messenger RNA. RefSeq names its product small ribosomal subunit protein eS25. The record is from RefSeq and is a predicted model, not a curated record. NCBI's taxonomy places the organism in Eukaryota, Viridiplantae, Streptophyta, Magnoliopsida, Rosales, Rosaceae.
UCAAUAAAUCUCUCCCCCUCACAUAUCACCCUCUUUCACUCGCACUGCCUCCCGCCCGCAACCCGCCUCUCUCUCUCUCUCUCUCUCUACCCUCUCCUUCUCAGUCGCUGUGUUCCGAUCCAAUGGCACCGAAGAAGGACAAGGCACCGCCACCGUCGUCGAAGCCGGCAAAGUCUGGAGGAGGCAAGCAGAAGAAGAAGAAGUGGAGCAAAGGAAAGCAAAAGGAGAAGGUCAACAACAUGGUGCUCUUCGACCAGGGCACGUACGACAAGCUCAUUGCUGAGGCACCGAAAUAUAAGCUCAUCACACCCUCCAUUCUCUCCGACCGUCUCAGGAUCAAUGGGUCGCUGGCGAGGAAGGCCAUAAGGGAUUUGAUGGCCAGAGGGGCAAUUAGGAUGGUUUCUGCUCAUGCCAGCCAGCAGAUCUACACCAGGGCCACCAACACCUAGGUCUUCUUGUUUUCUGAGGUUAUUAUGUCGUUUGGGUGAUUAUUAUGUCGUUGUAGACUAUUUAGCGUCCUUUUUUAUAUUUUCAUGCCAGUUUUGUUUUUCUUUUUAUGGUUAAUGAGACUUUGAUUAUUCAGGAUCAUUACGCAUUAGCUUGCUAGUAGAUUAUAAAUCUAUUCAAAUAGUGAGAAACCGUUGUUCUUC